GUGACAUUUCCGCCAUUCAACCCAUAUAAAUAAGUUAAGACACCGUAUUUUGUAUUUUGAUAAUUCUAUCGUAGAAAAAUGUUUUCGGAUCUAGUAAAAUAUUUAGUACUCUUUACUUUUCUGUUGUUUGUCGCUAGUGACAAUAUCGUUAGGGUUAAACGCAAUGACAUUGAUCUGCCGAUGUGCAUCGAGAAGUUCAACGUACAUAGAGACAAGAUUAUCAGAACGCAGGAUUCCCAAAACAUGGGGGCGAAAUAUCUAAACGAAUUAGAUCUGGGCUCCAGGGAGGAAUGUUUGCAUCUGUGCUGUGAGACUGAGAAUUGUGAUGUUUUUGUUUUCGAAGAAAAGAACUCCGGUAGUUGCUACUUGUUCCAGUGUGGUCCGCCAGAAGACUUCAAGUGCAAAUUUACCCAUCACGUGAAUUACUCGAGCGCUAUAUUGUCUAUAAAUAGGCACUUGCCCGAUUUAGAAAGCCAAAUAAAGCUUACGAAGCACGAACAAGAUUUGAACAAACUAAGGAAAUCCGAUAUGGAACCAGAAGCUCCGGCGCAUUUGGUACCGGACGUUCGAACAACACCUUCAACCACAACCACAACGAUUUCACCUAUCAGGGAGAUAAUUCCCAUAACCAAGAAUUCUAAAGUCACCGCAGAAGAUCCAAAAUGUACUCGUUUUCAAUUUGAAUGUCGUUCAACCCGAGAGUGUAUCGCUAUCUACAACGCCUGUGAUGGAAUCCCCCAAUGCGCCGAUGGAAGUGACGAAGGUCCAGAAUUAGGAUGCCCGGAAUCUUCCAUAACCACAGCUACAGCUCUUCCUGUUGUACAUGUCAAUAAUGUGCCUAUACAACCUCUACUUCAAGUCAGAUAUGACGCUAAUAUUCAACAACCGCAGCUUCCCAUCCCCCAACAAAACAUGUACCUGCAACAACCCCAACUUCCCCGUGACCAGCCCCCAAUCCUCACACCAUCCAUCCAGCGCAAUUCCCCCGAAACAGCUGAUUACAUGCAUUCGAGCGGAAGCAUGAACGUCAACCCCAGAUUGCAGUACGAGUCCCCCCUUCAACCGUACGUGCCCCAAUUACCGGCCAUGCAAGGACAACCCAAUUGGAUCGGACAUCAAUCAAAUCAGAUGCCUCCACAGAUUCCUCAGUAUGCUGAUAAAGCCAGUCGCAUAUUCAAUCAUAAGGAGAGCGGUUUUCAAGUGCCUGAUGGACAAGAGAUCAGGUAUAAUAAAUAUAAAGGGGCUAUGCAGUAUCUGCAUCGUGCCCUUGGAUAUUCAAGCGCUAGUCUUAAUACCGCAGGUUCUGGUUCUGCAGCCUAUCCAAAAGGCGGAAAUUACUACCCGGAAAACACUUACAGACAACCAAUUCAACAAGAAAAUUGGCCAUCAGAUGAUGGUAUUUAUGAACAACGCAGUGCACAGGAGAAUAUCCAAAAUAGAGAUCAAAAGAUAGACUACAAAGCUAAUUUAGGAAGGCAACAAAUAUCAAACACUGUAAGAAACGAUGAAGGAACGAAUCCUAAACACGUUCAGGAACAACUGGCCCACGACCUGAAACAUUCUAAGGAAAACAUGGAACACGCCAAAAUUGACAACAGUAAAGUGAAGAUAACGAAGCACUCACACCACGAAGAAGAGCAGUACCCGGACGUAGUGGCUUACAAAUUAAGUGGAGCUGAUGAUCUAGAGGACGGAAUGGCGCAUACGCAGAAAGGUGCAGUUCUAUCUGUAUCGCUUGGCUUAAUCAUAACAUUUAUAAUGGCCGUCUUGAUUGGAUGCAGAUUGAAGGUGGUCCGAAGAAGAAUAAGAAAAAAUGGCAAAUCAUACGCUCACGACGCUGAUUUCUUGGUUAAUGGAAUGUACUUGUAAACGUCUACUAAACAAGUUCCCACCGUAGUUUAAAAAAAAUUAUGUUUUUGCUAUAAUCAUUUUUUAAUGUUUACAGUUUUUAUGACUGCUAAUCUAAUUUGUGCAUAAGUUAUAGUCAAAGCCUGAAUUUCAGGCACUCCUAGUUUUGACUAGGCAAGGCAAUCCUCAGGUCUCACUGACGGUCUUAGUCAAAGCCCGAAAUAAAUUACAGUUUCGGCUUUUGACUAGUCAAACCCCGACCAGCUAUUAAAAUGUAAUUUGUUAGAUUAGGUUUAAUAAAACGUCAUUUUUUAAUUUUAAUGUAAAUAAAAAAAAUAUGUGUUUAUUUUCACAUGUUGAGGUAUUAUAGCAUUUAGAGUUGCACAAUACGUUAGACCUUUUACACUUACAUAAUUUUGAAGAGCAUUUCUUAUUGCAGUAGCACUUUGCCUGGUCUUCCAAAUUUAGAAUCUUGUGUACUAUUUUCUCUUAGAGACAGCUUUACAUCUGGAACAUCCUCUAAAUUAACAUCCUCUUUGCAUUCUCUUAUUUGAUUUCUUGAAAAAAGUGUGGUUUUAUCUUGUAUGAUACCUACCCACAAUAUUUCGAGCAUCUCCUUUGGCUCUAUCAAAGCUGGGGAUAUGUAUUGUUAGUUUUUCCGAUCGAAAUUGGAGGAAAUUUUUUUCACUUAAUUGUUUCAUGGCAUUAGUCUGAGCAUGAAGACCUUCAAUCGUCUUUCCUUUAUUUAUUUUAAUCUUUUCUGUCUGUGCACAACGCAUGCAUGUAACUUUUCUUUGGUUUGACUAUAUACUUGGCCAAACCAAAUUACGUGUAAAUAAUAAUCAAACUCCGUUCACUCAACUCAGAUACAUUUUGAUAGAUUCAGAAUUCAGAGUAGAAAACGUACAACACAAAAUUUCCUACCUCACAAUAUUAACAGCUCAAAUAAAGUUUCAUUAAAAAAAGAAGGAUUAUUGGAAAUAUUGGGAGUGUAUACUAAACUCAUACAAUUCUGUGGAAUCUAUUUCCUCAAAAUAUUUUUAUUCUGUGUAAAAAAUUUAAUAUUUUUAAAUAUUUAGGUAAUGUUAAAUAAUUUUCUCAUUUGUUAUGGUGUAAACAAAUUCUAAUUAUUUAAAAAACUGUAACAAUAAGGGAAGGUGGGGGAAUACCGCGCCCUUAAGCGGAAAAGGUGAUUACGAGCAACUAAAACUGAUUUUGAAAAUAAAAUUUGCAUUGGCCUGUUGGCUAUGGUAUUGGCCAAAAAUUGGCUAUGCUCAAUUUAUUUCUAUUCAAACAGCUUAAUAAUACUAAUAUUUUUUCUAUACUAGUGCAUUUGCGCGAUAUUCCCCACCCGUGGGGUAAUUUCGCGCACAGAGAGGGGUAAUAUCGCGCGUUAAAAAUGUAUGAUAGAUUCUAUGAUAUUUAUGUAAAUACGUAUUAAAAAAUACAAAAUAUUUGCAAACUGUUUAAAUCAAUUUUUUAAACAAACAAAAAACUUAAAUCUUUAAUUAAAACUGAGCAAAAAACUUAUUGUCUACUUUGAUAAACAAUUAUUGGUAAUAUAAAAAAAUAAAUUAAUAACAUAAGCUAAAAAAGGCCCAAAUAAAAGCCAUUAAUCAACAAAAUCUAUGUAAAGUGAAAAAAUAAAAAAAUAAAGUAUUAUAAAUAUUUUGCCACAUAACUCAACACGGGUAAAAACCGCGCGGUAUUACCCCUCACGUAUAUUUUUCAAACAAUAAUAAAUAUAAAAAAGUGGGGUAAUUAAUGUAAGAUAAAUUAUGGUUAAACAAAGGCUAAAACACCAUAGAUUUACACAAACUCAAAAACAACUAAAUAAUUUAAACACAUUGGCUUACCUUGCUUAUUUUGUCGUAGCAAAAUAUUAUUACGGCCACAUUGCAAACAGAUAAACGCAUAUUAGCACCACGGGUGGGAACUUUACAGAAUCUGCAAUAACCGACAAUAUUUGGUUGGUUGACCGCUAGAGAUCAGCACUAGCCGAAAUUUUAUAAUUUGAUAGAGCCAAAGGAGAUGCUCGAAAUAUUUUGAGUAACAUACAAGAUAAAAUAACUGACGGUUUAUAUACGGAAUACGGAACAAUAAACACACUUUUUUCAAGAAAUCAAAUAAGAGAAUGCAAAGAGAAAUUUCCUAAUUUCGAAGAUGUUCCAAACGUUAAGCUGGCUCUAAGAGAAAUUAGUAUAAAAGAUUCUAAAUUUGGAGGAAAAGGCUUUAUAAAAUGCUAGUGCAAUAAGUAUUUCUCUUAAAAAUUAUGUAAGUGUAAAAGGUCUAACGCAUUGUGCAACUCUAAAUGCCAUAAUGCCUCGACAUGUGAGAAUACACACAAUUUUUUUAUUUUAAUUACGACUAUAUAAAAAUAAUAAACAUUAAAAUUAAAAAAUGACGUUUUAUUAAACCUAAUCUAACAAAUUACAUUUCAAUAGCUGAUCGGGGUUUGGCUAGUCAAACCCCGAUUUCACAAAAUUGAAUUUCGACCUUUGCCUGACCAACUUAGCCUCUCCUAGGUUUGACUAGUCAAAGGCCGAAACUGUAAUUUAUUUCGGGCUUUGACUAAGACCGUCAGUCAGACCUGAGGAUUGCCUAGCCAAACAUAGGAGUGCCUGAAAUUCGGGCUUUGACUAUAACAUAUACAGAAAGCUGGGAUCCAACAGAACUCCUUGAGAAAUAGUGUGUGUGUUUUGUGUUUUAUUGGCACUGGUUUUCACAACCACCCGGCCAGUCAAUUUCAUAAUGAUUUUUUAGACUAUAACUUAUCACUAACUCAGGGGAGUAAUGUGUAGUGUGUGUGUUGAGUAGGUCUUGUUACUUUGCAAAGUCGACGUCAUUGUCUUUGCAAAGAGACGCUAAUUGUAUCCGAACGUCUGCGGUCCUUCCGGUUAGUACCGAUCCCACAAGGACAGAAACUAUUUUCAUUUAUUAAUUUAUAAUAAACGAAAAAUUUCUGACCCUGGUGAGAUUCGAACUCACGACCAUUCGGACCUUUCGAUCCAAAGGUCCAAAACUUACCACUGAGCCACAGAGAAAAGACCUGCAUCAACGCAAUUUGAAAUAGCGUUAUUUCCCUCAGAAUUUUUGAUUUAUGGCCGAUUGAACCCUCUAUUUAUACAAACCCAUCGUUUGUUGGUAAAUGAGCACGGUUCAAAGAGACCCUUCCAACUCGGCUAACGGCUGGUACGGUCAGUGCCGUGGUAAUUUUGUGGUCUAACGCUAUGUUGGGAUUUUUAUCAUUGUAUGAAUUAACUAACUUACUAAAAUGUCUACCGCCAACACUGGUUGUGUACCAUCGAUACUCUAGGGGAAAAGCAUGGUCCGACCGAUUUUAUCAAAAAGUAAAUAUUUAUUAAUUUCACAGUAACGUGGGUUGCCAACCGUGUUCUCUUUGCUUUUCACUAUUAUAUAUUUUCUAUUUCUCUUUGCCGACGUGAACUAGUGAAGCGUGCCACGCCACACUCCAUUGGAUAUGGGAUCCCGGCUUGAGAGAACGGUAAAGAUUAAAGAGGGACUUUGAUUUAGUAUUUUAUAUUCAAAGGGCCUAGCCGGAUAAGAUGAUGAAAAAUGUCCCCAACUUGAUUCGAAUUCCAUAUAAGUAACUGUAUAGCACAUAUAGAGAAACUCACUUUCUAAAAUUUUUAGCCCCCUACGUGGCUAAAUCCCAAUUAUUUUUCAGUUUUUUUACCUAUCCUAGUGACGGUGUUCCCUUUUUUGAAACACACUGUAUAAAAUUGUAUCAAAAAGCGAAACAAUGCGGUUUUUAUUUUUAAAAGUACGUUUCACCAAUUUUAAAAAUCUGAAAAAAUUCAGGGUGAAAUAUAAUGCAAAAAUACACGUUAUAUAUUUUUUUGGUAAGAACGAAUGUCUUAGUUAUUUUUGAUACUCAUUUAAAAUUUUUAAAUUCGCUCUAAUUCGCCGUUAAGAUAGGCAAAAUGCCCUCACUCCCAGAAUUCAAUUUUUUUACGUUCUAUGCGAUUAAAAAAUGAGAUUAUGCGGAUU
Diabrotica virgifera virgifera (western corn rootworm) is the source of this 5859-nucleotide messenger RNA. RefSeq lists its product as uncharacterized. The record is from RefSeq and is a predicted model, not a curated record. The transcript is spliced from 11 exons. Gene Ontology annotation, molecular function: protein binding. Bases 79 to 1869 code for a protein of 596 amino acids. NCBI's taxonomy places the organism in Eukaryota, Metazoa, Arthropoda, Insecta, Coleoptera, Chrysomelidae.